UUGUUGCCUGGUGCCAUUUAUUUUACUCCAGUUUUAUAAUGUACCAGCAUUGCUGUCUGGGUGUCAUUCGUUUCAGUCUUACUCUACUGGCCAUCUCGGAAACACGCAAUUACACACGGUUGCGGUAUUUCCUCUGUUUAAACAGUCCAUCAUGUCAUUUCUGACGCAUUUUCGGGAGAGUGUUUCAAUUAACCAGGAGGAUAUUGUCGAUCUCAACGGGGGUGGUUUCUUCAUUGAUUUGCCGCCUGUCUGUCCGAUACCGAAUACAACGACUAUCGAUCUCUCGGACCCCAGUAUCGCCGUUCGCUACGAGUACAACUCGGUUCACACCGUCUUGGUCACGAUCGUCUACCCAUGCAUCUGCCUAUUCGGUAUCUUGACAAACUCGAUAUUCCUGCUGACGGUUUUUCGGGUGCCGGAUAUGAGAACUAUCACAAACGCAUAUCUCAGCAAUCUAGCAGUAUCGGAUAUCAUGUUCCUGUCUACAGGUGCUGGUUUUGGUCUCUGGAAGUACUUGUCGACACCAGUCACGGCAGAUUACUCCAUAUGCGGCGGAGCGGCCGGCUGCUUCUUCACAACCCUGCUGAAUAAUACUCCCUUCCACGCCUCAACCUUCCUUGUUACUGUGGUAACGGUAGAAAGAUACCUGGCAGUUUGCCGCCCGAUACUUCACCGGAAUAUCAACUCUAGGGGGCACACUAUUGGCCUGCUUGCAAUCACGUGGCUAGUUGCUGCGUGUCUGGCCGUCUUCGUGUUUUUUGGUGGCAGCAACUAUAUCGUCAAAUGCGUCAUGUGGCCUGAUGACAUUCGUUAUUCCAACUUUCCACAAACCAUCGCGAGCUGCUAUAAUUCGGCGUUGUGGGCGUACGUCUUUGUUGCGUUUGCUUUGACCGCUCCGACCUUUCUAGCUUUUCUCGUCACCUUUACACUAGAUGUGUUUAUCGUACGGAAGCUGAGCAGACGCAUCAACAAAUUUGGCAGCGAACAGCCGUCGUCUCUCGCCCAAUCUCGACGCAUCCGAGACCGCGUUGCUAAGAUGCUUGUAAUAACUGGUGCCCUGUUCUUCACCCUUAUUACGCCUCGUUUCAUCUUGUCAAUAUACUUCUUCGUGACAUUUUUCGCAGGUGCCCCAGGCUUGUCGCCGGACGCAGAGUUUAUUGUUUUCGUAACAACCAACGCUCUUUUGUACGUGAAUUCCGCGAUAAACCCAAUUAUCUACGCAUUUUCAAAUGGUCGUUAUAGGCAUGCAGCUCGUUUAGCUCUGUGUUCGCGAUCAGUUAUUUAUGCUGUUCACACGUAACUGUAAUUGCACUAUACAAGAAAAAACGGUGAUUAGUCCCAUAAAAACUUCCAAAGCUCAACAAUUGCUAAGAAAGCUAAAGUGUUUUUCCUUUUUUUGUUUAAAGAUUAAUCAUACUGAAGUUUGUUGUCUUAUUGUGUAAAACACUACAGGUCAGCCAGUUCAUUUUAUUAUUAAUUACGAAGCUUUGUGGUUUUUUUGUUCCACUAAAUGCACGGCAAACGAUCAUUUGUUUUAAACGUGAUGAACACCAUUUUGGGCAAACAUUUAGAAAUCGAACAGGCAAAAUGCUACGAAAUAUGCUCCUUGAUUGUAAAUAAUAGGAUCGUGCAUCCUGUAUUAAAAGAUCCUACGCUGUCUGUCUGAUGUCUGUUCGUCUGAUGUUCGUCUGUCUGUCUGUUAAUUGUCACGUUUCUUUGUAAAAGGCCGAAGGAGUUUGCGGUAACACAAAAUGCAAGGCGUGAU
Patiria miniata (bat star) is the source of this 1765-nucleotide messenger RNA. Its product is annotated as neuromedin-U receptor 2-like. Bases 152 to 1300 code for a protein of 382 amino acids. Gene Ontology annotation, cellular component: plasma membrane. NCBI's taxonomy places the organism in Eukaryota, Metazoa, Echinodermata, Asteroidea, Valvatida, Asterinidae. Gene Ontology annotation, biological process: G protein-coupled receptor signaling pathway. The record is from RefSeq and is a predicted model, not a curated record. The transcript is spliced from 2 exons. Gene Ontology annotation, molecular function: G protein-coupled receptor activity.